ACAACACGUAAACGGCUAAAGCAAAAAUACAUUAUUUGAGAAUUAAAAUACUACUUUGCAGAAAACAAGUUUUUGUUAAAAAAUACCAAACAUUAAAAAACUAAACUGCCAAAAAAACAUUAAAAGAAUAAAAAAAACUUUAAACAAAAGUGUGAGUUAAAGCACGUACUAUACAACCCCCCUGAAAUAGAGAAUUUGAAUUUUUAUUUCACCUUAACUCGCCAAACUCCUCAUACACCUGAAUUUAGUCUCGUGUGUGAUAGUGGAAAAAUAAAAAAAUAAAAUAUUGAAUUAUAAGCAAACAACAGUAGUAAAAUACAUACAAUAAUUUUGUGAAUGCAAUAUUUAUUAUUAGAGUAGUAGUGAUUAUUUUGUCGCGAUACAUCUCAAUAUCUACUAUAUAAAGUAAGAGACGAGCCCCGUUUUUCAAAAAAACAACAAGUUUAAUACGUGUCAGUGUGUUUGUAUAGAAAUUGCAACACACCCCCCAUUCAAGAGAGCCGGAGAGCAGAAAAAUUCUCAUCAUAAAAAAGGAAAAACCUGAACUAAAUCGUAGAAUACAUUCCAGCUACAAAUUCAAACUCAAUUCAUAAACAGCCAAAACUGUUAUACAGUCAUACGAUUUAUACAAAUACAUAUAAAUAGAAGGCAGGUUCCUUCAAAAGUACAACAAAGUCAAGUCAUACAGAAGCUCUGAACCAGAGCAGUCAUACACACAACAACUACAACGGCUACAACAACUCAACAAACAGCGUACAGAAAACGUUUUUUGGAGAAAAAACAAAAAAAAAACUAAAACAAUUCAAUAAAUACAAAUAUUUUUUUUCCAUUAUAAAAGCCGAUUCAUUAUUAACUACUGCUGCUACGAGUGCUGGCUGGUUUUAAGUGUUCGAGAUCUAUACGGAGAAAUACGAAAAAAAAAAAACAAAACCCCGAACAGGCAGAAACCUUAAACAGAGUUUGUGAAAUUGAUUCCGUUGUAAGCAUUUAAACGAAACGGUCGAUACAAAUUUCGAAGCGGAAAAAAAAAUUAAAUUAAAUUUGAAUUGUGCUGUGCUGUGCGAAACAAAGCAAAUAAUAAUAAAUUUAAGCAAAAAACAAAACUAUAGAAAGAUAGAAGAAAAUUUAAACAAAAUAAUAAAUAAAAACUAAAUAAAAUCUAAAGCAAGUAAAGAAAUAAAUUAAGAAACAAAAUGGAUAAAGAUUUGAAUGUGGCCAUGCAAAAUGCAUCUAUAAAUAAAGAUUGUUCUUUGAAAUUGGCAUCGACGUCUUUACAUGGUUGUUGCAGCACCAGAACAAUGUGCCAUAAACAGACGUCAACAUCAUUCAUCCACGAAGCAACAUCGCCGCUCGCAUCGCCCUCAUCGGUGCAUUCCUGCUGCGAGUCUCUUACCAAUGGCACAGUGAACAACAACAACAUCAGCAGUAUGAAUUGCCAGAAAAUCUCACAAAGCAAUGGCUCGUUGUCUUGCCACUGCAGCAAAUCGUUAGACGAAACAGACAGAGUUGGCGCUGUCAGUGAUGCUGCCAUGCAAUCGUUCAUGUCGACCGCCUCGGUGUUGGCAGAGGGCGACACUAUUGCAUCGAUAAUAAGCCACAAAACCACAAAUACGCCACCAACGACAGCACCGUAUGCCAAUGCAAGUGUCGCGGAAAAACGCAAGAUGGUGCACGAGUUAUGUCAGCAAUUGCUACUCACGGAUGAGCAGAUCGAAGAGCUAACCUAUCGUAUCCUCCACGAAGUGAAAAAAGGCCUGGCCAAGGACACCCAUCAGAAGGCGAAUGUCAAGUGUUUCGUCACCUACGUACAAGAUUUGCCCAAUGGCAAUGAACGUGGCAAGUUCUUGGCUCUUGACCUUGGUGGCACAAAUUUCCGAGUCUUGUUGAUUCAUCUGAAAGAGGACCAUGAUUUCCAGAUGGAAUCCCGUAUCUACGCCAUUCCCCAGCACAUCAUGUUGGGCUCGGGCACACAACUGUUCGAUCAUAUCGCCGAGUGUUUGGCCAACUUCAUGAACGAGCACGACGUCUACAAGGAGCGCUUGCCAUUGGGUUUCACAUUCUCCUUCCCCUUGACACAACUGGGCCUCACCAAGGGUCUGCUGGUCACCUGGACUAAGGGCUUCAACUGCGCCGGUGUCGUCAACGAGGACGUAGUCCAGCUGCUGAAAGAUGCCAUUGCCAGAAGAGGUGAUGUACAAAUCGAUGUGUGUGCUAUUUUGAAUGACACCACUGGCACAUUGAUGUCUUGUGCGUGGAAAAAUCACAAUUGCAAAAUUGGCUUGAUUGUGGGAACUGGUUCGAAUGCCUGCUACGUGGAACGUGUCGAAGAGGCUGAAAUGUUCGAUGCUGCCCAAAACGGUAAGCCCCAUGUACUCAUCAACACCGAGUGGGGAGCCUUCGGUGACAACGGUGCCCUGGACUUUGUGCGCACCGAAUUCGACGAAGAAGUCGACAGUCAUUCUAUAAACCCCGGCAAGCAGGUAUUCGAGAAGAUGAUUUCUGGCAUGUACAUGGGCGAACUGGUACGUCUAGUCAUAGUGAAAAUGGUCAAGGCCGGUGUUCUCUUCAAAGGUCAGGAUUCCGAUGUGCUCAUGACCCGAGGCCAAUUCUUUACCAAAUACGUAUCGGAAAUUGAGGCCGACGAACCCGGAGUGUUCACCAAUUGCCGUUUGGUCUUGGAGGAGUUGGGUCUGAACGAUGCCACCGACGAGGAUUGUGCCAAUGUCCGUUAUAUCUGUGAAUGUGUUUCCAAGAGAGCUGCCCAUUUGGUUUCCUGUGGCAUUGCCACACUCAUCAACAAAAUGAACGAACCUCAGGUGACAGUCGGUGUGGACGGCAGUGUAUAUCGUUUCCAUCCCAAGUUCCAUACACUAAUGGUUGAGAAAAUCACACAGUUGGUGAAACCGGGCAUCAGCUUCGAUCUAAUGUUGUCAGAAGAUGGUUCCGGUCGUGGCGCUGCCCUAGUAGCUGCUGUAGCCUGUCGGGAGGACAAUUUGCCCAAGAAAAAACAGUAGAUCUGCUAAAAGGCAAUUGAGUUAUACAUAUAAUAUACAAAAGAAAAACAAGGUAUUAAGAUGAUAAUAUACGAAAUUACAAACAAACAAACCAACAAAAAAAUGUUAAAGAAAAUUUGUCGAAAAGAUGCGCUUACUUUUAACGAUAAACAACACGAAUAGAGAGUUCUUUGAACAUUACAUAAGUCAGAAAAAGUCAUUAAUUUUGUGAGUAAAAAACUACAUACAAUACAAUACAUACAUAUUUAUUAAGAACAAAAAUUAAUUAAUAACCGAUUAAAAGUUGAAAGUUUAUUUUAUUUUUUGGUUUAAUUAAACUGUACCUGAAAAUCAAAACAAAAAAAAAAUAAUUAAUAAUAAACUACCAAUAAAAAUAAAAAAACAAUAAACAUAAAAUACAUUAAGGGCUUAAUUACGUGAUAUCACCAAACAAUAACAAGCAGAGGUAAAAAUAACACUUAUUGUAAAUUAUAAAUGAAAAUUGUAGUUAGUACCUUUUUGUAAUUAAGCCUAUGUGCAUUGAAAACAAUAGGGAUACAAAUAAAUAUAAAUAGAUGAAAAAUUACGAAAAAGAGUUAACGAAUUUAAUUGCCAUUUUUAAACUCUCAUCCACUAACUAUCUCUCUCUCUCUCUAAGUUUGUUUAUGUUGAUAUCCUUAAUAGCUGCAAUAGAGAGAGAGCAAGGCAAACAAAUUAACGGUUAUGUUUAACGAAUUUAAUUCCUAAUUUAUAGAGUUAUUAUGCUAAGAACUCUCUUUCAAUUCCUGUAAUCUAGAUUUACAUAUAUAAAACUAACUUCUCUAGCUAUCUAACUCUCUCACUCUCUUUCUCUCCUUUACUUUAUUUCCUUCUUCUUUCUCUGAGUCACACUUUAAGUGCAGUGAUGAUAAUUUAUGGCGUAUUAAUUUGGUAUUGAUUUUUAUGAAAGUGUUUUUUGUUUUUAAAAUUGGUACUUAUUUCAUAGAAAACAAAAGAAAAGCUCAAAAAGACAUGAAUUUUAUCAGAUAAAAGAAAAAACCAUACAAAACAAAAUUAAGCGCAUUCUUUUUUGUUUUUUUCUCUAAAGAAAUUUUUAUAAAAAAAAAUAAAAAAUCAGCAAACAUGAUAGUUUUUAUUAUUUUCAUUUUUUACAAGAAACUAUUGUUUUUAUUAUUAUUAUUAUUUUUUUAAGUACAUAUAUUUUUUGAAUUACAUUAUACAAUAUUUUUUAACAUUAUAUUUUAUUUCUUAGUAGUAUUUAGAUUUUAAUUUAGUUUAAAUGAAAGAUAACAAAAACAACCUUAUUAUUUGUUAUUUUUAGACUUUUAGAUCUAAAAACUAAAUUGGCUUUAAAUUAUUUGUAAACAAAGAAAACAAAAAACCCAAAAUACACAAAUAAAUUAUAUCAUUUUUUUUAUUACUUAUUAGUUGUAUUAAUUGGCCUUAAUUUUUUAUUGUUAUUUUUUCCAAACAAAAAAAUUGAGUAUAUAAACAAAAGAAAUAAAAAUUAUUUAAACAAAAUUUUGUUAAAUGUUGUGUAAUUUUUAUGAUAAAGUGGCAUAAAACAAACAAAUUAGUUGAAUAUUUAAUUAAAAGCUUAAAUCAUUUACCAACUAAGUUUAAAUUAAUUUAACUAACUAAAAUUAUAAAGCUAAAGCUUUUAGACAAAUUAUAUCCUUAAAAACUCAAUGAAAAAAAAUCUCGUAAAGAAAAUUAAUUAAAAUUGCAGCCACUUUAAAAAAAACGAAUGAAUAUAGAGAAAAUCAUACAAAAAUAAUUGUUGAAAUGCACAUUUAUAUUUAAAAAAAAAUAAAAACAAAUAACUAUUUUGAAAUAAAUACUAAAAUAAAUAUAAUAAAAAUAUUUAUUUGAAAAAACAAAACCCUCAAAAAUUAAA
Molecule: messenger RNA, 4890 nt
Organism: Calliphora vicina (urban bluebottle blowfly)
Lineage: Eukaryota; Metazoa; Arthropoda; Insecta; Diptera; Calliphoridae
Gene: Hex-A
Product: Hexokinase A
Exons: 2
Coding region: 1194-3014 (606 amino acids)
Biological process (GO): glycolytic process; carbohydrate phosphorylation; glucose 6-phosphate metabolic process
Cellular component (GO): cytosol; mitochondrion
Molecular function (GO): ATP binding; D-glucose binding; fructokinase activity
Source: RefSeq, a predicted model, not a curated record